Messenger RNA from Phytophthora nicotianae INRA-310, 4260 nucleotides. RefSeq lists its product as hypothetical. The record is from RefSeq and is a predicted model, not a curated record. Gene Ontology annotation, molecular function: protein binding. NCBI's taxonomy places the organism in Eukaryota, Oomycota, Peronosporomycetes, Peronosporales, Peronosporaceae. The transcript has a single exon. Bases 1 to 4260 code for a protein of 1419 amino acids.
AUGCCUGCGCACCCUUCGAAACGAUCCCUCAACCGACGGAGACCUCAUAGCUUGCGCUCGGAUUCAGCGUGCUAUGACGACGGUCAACCUCAUACCUCGGUACGCGUGCGAUGCCCUACGCUAUCUCCAUAUCUGCACCUCAUUUACCUUUUGUGCCUGCCCACCAGCCAUAUCUUCGGGCUCAAGACAGAUGUCCACUCUAAUGUAGCUUUCGUCGACGACCAGACUGUGGCGUAUCCUGCCGGUCACCACAUUAUCGUGUGCUCCCUAGACGACAAACGCCAGAAAUUUAUCGCCGGCACCGAAGCUUCCGAGGGCGUCACUGCUGCAGCUCUGGCUCCCAGUCGCCGCUUUCUUGCAGUUGCCGAGCGCAGCGAACGAGCGCUCGUGAGUAUUUUCGACCUCAAGACGCUCAAAAAGCGCAAGGUGCUGAGCUCGGCCGAUGCCCAGGCUCGGAGCUACGUCAGUAUGGCCUUCAGUGCUGACAACCAACUGCUACUCACACAAGGAGGUGCCCCCGACUGGAUGCUGACGUGCUGGAACUGGUCUAAAGGCAAACCUGUGGCUAGUGUUAAGGCUCCUAUGCAUGUCAUGGCACCUCAUGCAUCUCCAAGCUCGGCCAUGUUGGCGCUAGCAGGCCAGUCAACGCAACAUACCAUUAGUGGUAGCAUGGCUCACUUGAGCUCAUCGCCUUCAGAUGCCAAUUUGAUGGCGUCUAGCUCAAACAACUCCGGAGGUGUUGCAACCACGUCUUCCCCACCCCAAGUAUCUGCGUGCUCAUUUAGCGACGUGGAUGCUGGGUUGGUGUGCGUUACGGGUGUGGGGCUGAUUCGCUUCUUCAGAGUGCUCGAGACAGCGUUCCGCCCGUUGCCCAGUCCUCGAAUGGAGAGUCACAUUUUCCUCGCACACGCAUGGCUCAAGCAACGUGAUGACUAUUUAGUCGCUGGAUCUGCCGCAGGAGAUCUCAUGCUUUUCCAUGGAGGAGAAUUCGUAACUCGUCUCAGUGCAUCUCCGGGGCCUGGCAGGGCUGUACACAGCUUGACAGCGACCACUAAAGGGCUCCUUUGUGGACUCAGUGAUAACACUGUGGCCAUGUUUGGGGUAGUCUUAAGUGACAGCGGAGACCAUGUCGAUUCAUCCAGAGCGACGUCCGUUGAGGAAGAAGCAAGCCCAACACCAACGUCACAAGAAGAUCAUUUCCUCGAAGAUGCGGCUAAUAUACUAACGCUGCAGCGACUCGUCCGAGUGGACACUGGAACAGGCUACGUCGCAACUAUUGCUGUUAGUCCUAACGAAGACGUCAUCGUCGUCACCACUUCCAACGCUCAACUACUCACGUUUCCCUAUCAGAUCCACGCCUCAGGAAUGCAUUCUGCUGUCCAAGCGGUGGUGGAUGAGACCGCUAGUGGUAACUUAAGUGGAGCGACCGGUGUUGCAAUGCCAGACACUGCGAUAACUCAAAGCGAAGAUGUCGAAUACGUGAUCACAAGUUUCCAUCAACCGAGCGACCCGAUCUCCGCUACUGGUGGAGGCAGCGGCGGUGGCAUCCUGCACGUGACUGGUAUGGACGUGUGUGUGCGCAAGCCGCUCCUCGUGACGUGCGGUUUGGAUCGAACCGUUCGCGUCUGGAAUUAUAUUGAUCGCACCUGCGAGGUGGCCAAGCGCUUCAAUGAAGAAGCUUUCAGUGUAGCCUGCCAUCCUUCUGGAUUGCAUUUGCUGGUUGGCUUUGCAGACAAACUUCGCUUGCUGAAUAUCCUUAUGGAUGACAUUCGUUCGUUCAAGGAACUCCCGGUGAAGGCUUGUCGUGAGUGCCAGUUCAGUACAGGAGGACAUCUUUUCGCGGCAGUCAAUGGUAAUACCAUUCAAGUAUUCUCUCUUUUCACGGGCGAGUUAGUUGCUACUCUUCGAGGUCACAACGGAAAGGUGCGCAGUCUUUAUUGGAAUUCUGACGAUUCCAACAUUGUCUCGGCUGGACUUGACGGUGCGGUUUAUCACUGGGAUCUUGAUGAGGCAAAGCGUGAGGCUGAGUUCGUACAAAAAGGCGUGUCCUACUAUUCUGCACUUUGCAAUCGCGAAGGUACCGCCAUUUACGCAGUGGGAGGUGAUCGUUUGCUUAAGGAGAUUGAGGUCCCGUCAUCUCAACUAACUAAGGAAUUUCUGUGCGAUUCCACUCUGGGUCAAUUGGUGUUGUCUGGGUCACAACGGCUACUUUUUGGUGCAGGGGCAGAGCCUGAUCGUCCAGGAGCAAUAAGAGCUUUCAAAUUUCCGCUAACAGGAGAGUCGACUGAGUUUCAAUGCCUCAGUGCUCCUGUUACACGUUUGCGCGUUUCCUUUGAUGACCAAUUUCUCUUUGCCGCUGGUGAGGAUGGCGCAGUAUGCAUCUUCGAAGUAAGAGACAAAGAAGGACGUCCGACACGAAGGGAGGGUGAUAUUUCUCUGUCGGCCUCAUCAGUCGCAGCAGCAGCAAUCAGCGGUGGCUAUGCUGGCAGUUCAUCGUACCAUCAUGAAGGUUUUGGAGGGCAUGGAGGUAACAUGGCAUCGUUUUCUGAGGAGAUUCUGGUGACGAAAUCCGAUCUAGAGGAGAAGAACACAUUGAUGUUGGAACUAAAGAACAAGGUGGAUGAACUCAUGCUUCACAACGAAUACCAGCUGCGACUCAAGGACAUGACUUACAACGAGAACCUGAAAGACCUUACGGAGAAGUUCACGCAUGAAAUUGAGCUGGAAAAGAACAAGUACGAACUCUUGAGAGAAGACAAGAAUGACAUCGAAAUGGAGUACGAGGAGAAGAUUAAGCAGUUGGAAGAACACCAUUUGCAACAGAUGCAGGAGACUGAGGCUACAUUCCAACAGAAGAUCAUGAAGGAAGUUGAGCAAUAUCAAGAGGUGCUCACCCAGCGUGAGGCGCAGAGUCAACAUUGGAAAAGUGAACAGCAACGCCUCGUGACCACGCACGAUAAAUAUGUGGCCGAUGUGACCGAAGACUUCGAGCAACGCUUGAAUGAGGAUCGUCAGCUGCGCAUGCAAAUGGAGGAGGAGAAGGAGGAAUUGGGUCGUGAGUAUCGUGAAACGGUGGCACAGGUCGAAGCGGACGUGGACGAAGAAAUCGAGGCUCUCAAGAAAAAAUACGAAGACAAGCUGCAGGCUGAGCGCGAGGCAACACUGCGAUUCAAGGGUGAGAAUGGCAUUAUGAAGAAAAAGUUUUCUGCGCUACAGAAGGAUAUCGAAGACCAGCGCGACCAAAUCAAACUGUUGCUAGAGAAGGAAAAAGAAGUGAUCGAAGCCAUCAAACAAUUGGAAAAAGAGAUCCAAGCUCUCAAACGGGAGAUUCGCGCACGUGAUGAGACUAUUGGUGAGAAGGAGAAGCGGAUUUAUGACCUGAAGAAGAAAAAUCAAGAGCUAGAGAAGUUCAAGUUUGUACUGGACUACAAAAUCAAGGAAUUGAAGCGAGCAAUUGAGCCGCGCGAAAACGAAAUCGCAGAUAUGAAAACGCAGAUCAAAGAGAUGGACCAGGAACUAGAGCUAUUCCACAAAAGCAAUGCACAGCUCGACGUGCUUAUUGGAGAGCAGCGUCAACGCAUUAAUUCACUUCAGAAAUCCAUUGCCGGCCACCGUCAAAUUCUAAGCGACCAACAAACAUCAAUGCGACGCUUCCGCUGCGAUCUUCACGAGUGUGUACGCCAUCUCCAGUCACCCAAGGAGCUGGCACUCCAGGUAGCGCAACUCUACAACAAAUACGUAACCACCGACGAUGGCCCAGGCGGCUUUGGGUCAGCCAGCGUGGGUACAGGAGGAGAAGUAGAAGCUGAAAUUCAGCUCGAGUAUGCCCGACAGAAGCAGUACCUUGAAAAAUCUGUCCAUGUUCUCAAGCGCAAGUACGCGGCUGAUGCUCAGGAACACCAGCGUGAGAACUUGCGAGCCACGUCCGAUAACAUGCUACUCAUUCGCGAGAUCAAUGAUCUCCGCAGUGCCCUCAUUGCUGCUAAGAACAAUCUCCAGAUGGAACGGGCCACUUUGGCUACUACUGGUAUGGGCGCUUCCGCAAUGAACCAGGAUAAAUUCAACGGUAGCAAAUCCUUAGCGGCAGCAUUGGAAGCAGCAGACGGAGACCCCGAUGUGCUCAUUGCCAAACAGAGAACCGAAAUUGAAGAGUUGCGUCGGGUAGUGAAAGCUCUUGAAGACAAACUGGCGGGUGGUGGGAUGGCUGGCAACAGGUCUGGCGAUGUUUUCCCGCCGAUCGGACGUGCCGUGGAUGGAUAG